AUGAAAGGAGGUUUCCUGUGUCAUUUCCAAGACCCAUUGAUCAUAAGCCAGAGGUCUCUCCAAUCCUGGAAAGGAUCGUGUGUGUUGAUUCCAUGCGAGAUUAGAAGAACAUAUGAUGGUCAAAAGCUCAAAGACUUGUACCUAGUUUGGUAUUUUGGGGCAAUUUAUGUUAAAACAGACUAUAUUGGAACCACGUUGUACAAGAGCAAUAUGACCUCCAAUGACCAAACCACCCCAAUUAUUCCUCACUUUCAGCAUCGUGUUCAAUUUGUAGGGGAUUUAAAUGAAAGAAAUUGCAGCUUGAAGAUCUCCCAACUGCAGAAAAAUGACACUGGCAGAUAUGGGGCACGGCUUUAUGGUCCAGCUGCAGACCCAAAAGCUAAGUGGUUUCUAAAUGCUACUGUUACAGUUGAAGAGUCACCUCCACUACCCAAGAUGGAAACUUUCAUUCACAGAUCCUAUUUCCAAAGGACCCAAGUCUUUGAAGAACAGAAGAAAGCUAAAGUGGACUGCUCAGUGACUUACCAUUGCCUUGACCAGCCACUGCAGCUGACCUUCCAAGGCUUAGAAGAGGAUCAUUUGGCUUCACAAAAAAUGACAUUUCAAAACAGAAUGAUAAAGACUGUUCUUGUCUUUGUGCCAACUUGGGAGGACCACGGGAAAACACUGAAGUGCUCCCUGAACAACCAGGAUGGGUCAGAGGUAUCCCAGGGAAGCAUGCCACUGAAUGUGAAACAUGCCCCAAAAGGAGUUAAGUUGAAAGCUAUAUCUGGGACGACAGUCCAAGAAGGGAUGGAACUCUCAUUGGAGUGCAUAUUCAACAGCAGUUACCCAGCUGUUCAUGAACACAAUUGGUAUAAGGACCAUCAGCCGAUACAAUAUUACUCAAAUAAAAUUGAAUUCGACCCUGUGAGUCGUCAUCAUUCUGGUAGUUAUAAAUGUCAACCUGUAAAUGGAAUUGGAAGCAGCCAGUCAGAAGAACUGAACAUCGAUGUGCAAUAUCCACCCGAGAAUACUGAAGUUCAACAGGUGCCCCAGAGGAAGAUAACGGAAGGGAACAGUGUCACUUUGCGAUGCUUUUCUCAAGGAAAUCCACCUAUUCAGAAUUACACGUGGUAUAAAGACAAUGAGCUGCUAUUUAUAGAACAGAAGGAGGUGCUAUUUUCAAAAAUCAAAGCUAGAAAUUCCGGCACCUACUAUUGUGAAGCCCAGAACCUCAUUGGCACAUCAAAAUCUGCACCUGUCACACUGGAUGUUCAUUAUGCUCCCAAGAAUGUCCAGCUUGCCCUUGAUAACCGUUGGCCCAUAAAGGAAAGAGACACCAUUACGUUGAACUGCUCCGUAGGCAGCAGUAAUCCGAGUUACUGCACAUACAAGUGGUAUAAGAAAGACGGAGCAGGAAAAGAGAGACUUUUGGAUCCUAACAAGCAACUAGUUGCCUUUGGGGCACCCCGUGAAAAAGCCAGCAUUUACAGAUGUGAAGCAUGCAAUUAUAUCCAAUGUACUACAUCCGCACCAGUCACUGUGAAUGUUCUUUUUGCCCCCAAUGAGGUCAAAAUUGUGCAAGAGCCAGAGGGGUUAAUCAAUGAAGGUGCCAUUGUUCGACUGAAAUGUGAAGUGGGGGCAGCAAACCCUGAUCAACUCACCUACGCCUGGUACAAAGAUAAGACGCAGGUAGUCUCUACAGAGGAUAUGCUGAACAUCCAGGAAGCGACUGCAAACAAUUCUGGCAACUACCAUUGUGAAGCCAAAAACACAGUGGGCAAUUCACGCUCUUCGACCAUCAAGCUGAUUGUGCAGUUUGGUCCCCGCAACUUCAAACUGUCCCUGAAUCCCAAGGAUGCCAUCAUUGAAGGAAACGAUGUCUACUUAAAAUGUAACAAUGACGCCUUUCCGGCAGCAGAUAUGUACAUGUGGUACUGGAACAGGGAACUGAUGCCUCAGGAGAAUUCCGAAAUCCUUGUGCUCCAAGAAGUCCAAGUUGAGCACUCAGGGGACUACUCCUGCAAAGCUUCUAAUGUAGUCUCUGAAGGGGAGUCGCCGCCCACGGCUGUCAUCGUGUACUACAGCAGAAGUACAGUGCUGAAGCGUACCGCCUUUGGCUUUAGCAUUGCUCUUGCGCUGGUGAUUCUGCUGGGGUUGCUGCUCCUUGCCUGGCGGAGAUGGAAAGUGAUUGAUCCAGGCACUGGCAGGACCGAAAGGGCCACCUCAUUUUUUGUGAAGAAGCCCAAGGGAGAAAAGCUGUGCAAUAAGAACAACCAAUUAAAUGAAGGCGGAACAGAAGACUCCGUUGCGUUCCUGAACCACGGUGCAGAUGGCGCCAUUUCUUAUGCAACAAUCCAGUUCCCUCCCAGGGUCACCGAAGAUCCCACCAUUUAUGCUAGGAUUAAACAGACGAGUCCAAGACCAGGACUGGAUUCCUCAGAUGAUGCUGUGAUCUACAGUGUGGUAAAGAAACCCCCCUCAAAGGGAGACACCAAGGCUGACUAUGAGAAUGUGGUGGAAAAGAAAGAAGAGGAGCUGCACUACUCUUCCCUGGUGAACCUGACUCCCCGCCCCCGCCCCACCUAUGUAGAUUCAGAGACAGACUCUGAAUCAGAAGAGAGCAUCCAGUAUGCAUCCCUGAAGCACUGAUCCACUUGGGACGAGCUGCGAUCAGGAACUGCUCCCAGACUCUUUGCACCCCAGAGUGGUGGUGGUCUUGGUAGGGUUGAGUCUAUGUUUCAGCUUGCUUUUUACAGCCAAGAAAAGCAGAGCUUGAAGGUAACGG
Molecule: messenger RNA, 2770 nt
Organism: Elgaria multicarinata webbii
Lineage: Eukaryota; Metazoa; Chordata; Lepidosauria; Squamata; Anguidae
Product: B-cell receptor CD22-like
Exons: 13
Coding region: 1-2634 (877 amino acids)
Biological process (GO): negative regulation of B cell receptor signaling pathway; B cell activation; regulation of B cell proliferation
Cellular component (GO): extracellular exosome; external side of plasma membrane; recycling endosome
Molecular function (GO): CD4 receptor binding; protein phosphatase binding; sialic acid binding
Source: RefSeq, a predicted model, not a curated record